This is a messenger RNA of Gopherus evgoodei (Goodes thornscrub tortoise), 8230 nucleotides long. It is a transcript of the gene DLG5, whose product is annotated as discs large MAGUK scaffold protein 5. The record is from RefSeq and is a predicted model, not a curated record. Gene Ontology annotation, molecular function: protein binding. NCBI's taxonomy places the organism in Eukaryota, Metazoa, Chordata, Testudines, Testudinidae. Gene Ontology annotation, biological process: regulation of apoptotic process. The transcript has 33 exons. The coding region runs from base 610 to 6681 and encodes 2023 amino acids.
GCAGCCUUGCCGUGGGGCGGCCAGCGGCCCCGCGCAACCAACAUGGCUGCGGGUGCGAGGAGGCGCUCGGCGCUGAAGCCGCCUGGCUCCCGGCAGUCCCCUCCUUGCCCCGCGGCCCCCGGCCUGUAGCCAGGGGGUGGGGAAGCGGUUCGAGCAGCGGCUCGGGACUAGGGGGUGGCAGCUGCAGGGGGAGCAGCCGCCUUUAUCUCCAGCGCCUGCCGCAGGCGGAGUCUGCCCGGCGGAGAGCAGGGAGGCGGCCGUGGGGAAGUUAGGCGGCCGGUCGGCGCUGCGGGUGUCGGGUGGGGGGAGAAGAGCCGCAGCCUGUGCCUGAGCCCGGGUCUGUCCUGGUGGAGAGGAGCCCGCAGCCUCUGUCUGGGUCUCAGCCCCAGGAGUAGCCAGAGGCGGGGGAGACGCGGAGCUGCCCGGGGGAGCCCGCCAGUGCAGGAAGAGAGAAGCGCCGCCGCCGGACAGCAUCUGUCCGGGCGCACCGAGCCGUGGGUGGCUUUGCCCGUCUGGGGUGCGGGGAGGGCAGCGCGGUGCUCCUCGGCGGGGUGGGAGGGAGGCAGACAAAGUUCGGCGGCUGGCUGCCCUGGCUCGCCCGCAGCGGCCAUGGAGCCCAAGCACAAGGAGCUGCUCGCUCAGUGCCGCCAGAGCCUGGCCCAGUCCAUGACCGAGGUGGACAAAGUGAUCGAGCUGCUGGAGGCUGCUGGCACCCUGAGCCCCCGCGAUCUGCACGAGCUGCAGGAAGCCGCCGGAGGAGGAGCGGGGGGUGCCAGCAAGGCUGACCGGCUCAUCCAGCUGCUGCUGGCCAAGGAUCGGGACCAUUUCCAAGACCUGCGGGUGGCCCUGGAGAAAACGCAGCCUCACCUGCUUUCGAUCCUCUACCUGAACGGGGUGGCGGGGGCGCCGCCCGGAGAGACGGCUGGGUCCACUUACAGUGUGCUGUCCAUAAUGCCAUCUGAUUCCGAAAGUAGCAGUUCUCUCAGUAGCAUUGGUACGACAGGCAAAGCAUCAUCCCCACCACCUGUCUUAGACACAAGGCAGAUGAAUGAGAAACUAGAGACUAUUUUAUUUCAGCUCCGCCAGGUUACACGCGAGAGGGAUGAGUUACGCAAGCGCCUUGCACUUUCAUCUCCUGGAUCAACCUUUGAUGACUGCAGGCCUAGUCCAAAACCAAGUCAUGAUUAUGAAAGAUUGAAGAUUCAGUGUAUGAAAGCCAUGUCAGACCUACAGUCUCUACAGAAUCAACAUACCAAGACACUAAAAAGAUGUGAAGAAGCAGCCAAAGAGGCAGAUUUUUAUCAUACCUUGCAUAGUCGACUGCUGAGUGACCAGUCACAGUUGAAGGAGGACAUGGAUACCUUGAAGAGGAAGAAUACGCAGUUGGUGCGAGAGCAUAACCAUCUCCAGCAAUCCUGUGAGGAAAUGAAGAGACUUCAUGAUGAGGAUCAGAAAGAGAUAACAGACCUACGCAGCCAGCAACAGCAGGUUAUGAAACAGAAUGGAUCCUCAGAGAUACUAAAUAAACUCUAUGAUACAGCAAUGGACAAGCUAGAAGGUGUGAAAAAGGAUUAUGAUGCGUUAAGGAAACGGUACAAUGAGAAGAUAGCAAGCCACAAUACAGAACUUAGCCGGCUAGAACAGACUGAGGAGGAGAACAGGCGUCUUCAGAAGCAGAUUGACAUGUUAAUGAAACAGAGGGACACAGCAAUACAUGUCCAGCAGCAGUAUUCCUCCUCUCUUAGAAGGUUUGAGUCAAUUCAGCAAGAACUAAGCAAAGCAACUGCGCAGAACAAGGAGCUGCAGAGAGAGAUGGAGCGGUUACAAUCAGAAGUGACGCGGUUCAAAACAAUGCAGCUGAAGGCAGUGAAGGAUGCAGAGAAGUACAAGGAAGAAAGAGACUCUGUUUUCAAUGAGUAUCGCCUCAUAAUGAGUGAGAGAGACCAAGUGAUCAAAGAGGUGGAUAAACUUCAAACUGAGCUAGAGCUUGCAGAGUCCAAACUGAAAAACACUUCCUCAGAGAAAAGAGUGGCUAGUGAAGAGAUGGAAGCUUUAAAACAGGAGCUAAACUCAGCUCUAGUGGAAAGAGAUCGAGCAAUUUGUGAGAGGAAUGAGUUGCUGGAAAAGUACUGUCAUGAAGUGAAGGACAAGGCUGAGGCCCAGAAGGAGCUUGAUCAAGCUUGCAAGGAUAUAGAAACAGUGAAGGAAGAAAGAGAUGUUGCCAGGAAAGAGAGAACAGAAGCUAUCAUCCAGAGAGACCAUCUGCUAAGGGAAUAUUACCAAGCUCGUCAGAUCCAAGAUUCUGCUACACUGGACAUAGAAAGAGCUAACAAAGAAAUUGAAAUGCUUCGGAAGCAAUAUGAGGCCAUGUCACAGGAGCUAAAGGAAGCCGUCCAGGAAGCAGAAGUAGCCAAAUGUCGGAGAGAUUGGGCCUUUCAAGAACGGGACAAGAUAGUUGCAGAAAGAGAGAGCAUACGGACUUUGUGUGACAACUUGAGGAGAGAGCGAGACAGAGCUGUGAGUGACUUGGCAGAAGCUCUUCGCAAUCUCGAUGACAUGAGAAAGCAAAAAAAUGAUGCUAUGCGUGAACUGAAGGAACUAAAAGAGAAGAUGGAGAACCAGUUGGAAAAGGAAGCCAGAUUUCGGCAGUUGAUGGCCCACAGUUCUCAUGAUUCAGCUAUAGACACAGAUUCUCUGGAAUGGGAAACAGAAGUGGUGGAGUUUGAAAAAGACCGAGAGGAUAUGGACUUGAAAGCACUUGGUUUUGAUGUGGCAGAAGGUGUGAAUGAACCAUACCUCCCUGGAGACUGUGGGAUUUUUGUCACCAAAGUAGACAAAGGAAGUAUUGCAGAUGGUCGAUUAAGAGUGAAUGAUUGGUUGCUGAAGAUAAAUGACGUGGAUCUUACUAAUAAGGAUAAGAAGCAAGUUAUAAAAGCUGUACUGAAUGGAGGAGGAGUUAUUAAUAUGGUGAUUCGAAGAAGGAAGUCCUUAGGCGGGAAAGUGAUAACACCUCUGCACAUCAAUCUUGCUGGGCAUAAAGAUAGUGGAAUUAGUUUAGAAAAUGGAGUAUUUGCUGCUGCUGUUGUGCCCGGUAGCCCUGCUGCCAAAGAUGGGUCCCUUGCUGUGGGAGAUAGAAUAAUUGCCAUUAAUGGCAUUGCACUAGAUAAUAAAUCACUGACUGAAUGUGAAGCUUUGCUACGAAACUGUAGGGAUUCCCUUACCCUCUCAUUGAUGAAGGUUUUUCCUCAGAGCUCAUCGUGGAGUGGUCAGAACAUAUUUGAAAACCUGAAGGAUUCAGAGAAAAUAUCGAACUGCAGGGUUCAUACAUCAGAGAUACAAGUUCAGAAUAAAAGAAACCUGAAACACAACAGUUCAACACAGACAGACAUUUUCAAUGCAGACAUCUUGGAUGGCAAGAAGGACCAGAGUGACCAGGGGAGUGGUUCGUUCUGUGAUCACACACCCUUUUCCAGCCGUGCUUUACGGGCAGACUCUCGCAGGAAUGCUGUGCACAGCUGCCACAGUAAUUCAGAACACAGUCUUAGCUCCUUUAGUCCAGACGCUUAUGGGGAACGAGGCUAUGGACUUGUUGACUUGGAUGGCAGGAGGCUUCCAUUUGAGCCAACGGUAGCUGACUGCAUCAUGGUUGAGACCACCCUAGACAAAGGGCAUGGAGCUAAGCAUAGCGGUGGUACGUGGCCUAAAGUGAUGGUCAAUAUUUCAACAGCAGAAACUGAAAAGUUCUCUGUGUACAAAAAGCCAAAACAAAGGAAGUCCAUCUUCGACCCUGACACUUUCAAAAGACCACAGACUCCUCCCAAAAUGGACUAUCUCUCCACUAAUCAGGUGUCCACGCAUUCGCCUCAGCCCUCAAAAGCUGAAGUGACUUCAACUCCUCCAAUCCCUCCCAAGAGAAGUGACUCUAUUAAAUUUAAACAUAAACAGCAGACAAGUUCUGCAUCAGACUCUACUGUAACAACUGGAUCCCCACCUACCAGCCCAGCUACUGCCCACCCCCCAAUGUCAUUGGCACUUAAGCAGGACUCAGACACUCACAAGGGGCACAGCAGGAAUGCUGGGCAUUAUUACAGGGAGGAGGGGAUCGACUGCACUCAUCUAUCUUCAAGAAAAUCUUGUGAAGAUGACAUUGGCUUUCAAAGAGUUGAAGAGCCAGAGAUAAAAAGACCAAGACCAAAAUCGGCACCUGCUUUGAGACAUAAACUGACCCCUGUGCCCAUUCCUAAUCCUUCACUUCAGGUACAGAAAUACACUCCAGCCAGUGAAGAGCAUCUCUCUCCGGAGCUCCAGGAGUGGCCGCCGUAUUCCCCAAAACGUUCCACUAGGCACAGUGAUGGUUUUGUCUCUUCCUCCUUGUACACUGGAGCCAUGUCAGCAGGUACUGUACCAAGAAGUUUAGCACCAUGUCCUGCAGUAACUGCUGUCAUGAGAAAUCCAGUUUAUACUGCUUGGAGCCACAGAGUUCACACCAACAAUUGCCCGUCCGUUGCCAGCCAAAUCUGCCAUCAGCAUCUGCAUCCCAGUGCUCAGCACCAAGGUCGCCUGAGUUUGGACCUAAGUCACAAACACUCCAGUGAUUAUUCUGAAAAUUCACGGACAAGAGCUUCACAUGGUUCAAAUUCAUUACCAUCCAGUGCAAGACUUGGUUCUUCCAGCAACUUGCAGUACAGGACAGAAAGAAUUAAGAUCCCUUUAACCCCAAGGUAUCCAAGGUCCAUCAUUGGCUCCGACAGGGGUUCACUGUCACAUUCUGAAUGUAGCAGUCCCAGCCUGAUAACCCCUCCACAAUCACCACUGAACCUGGAAACAUCAUCUUUUGCCAGCAGCCAGUCACAGAACUCGCUUUCUACGUUACCUAGGAUUUCUAUUAGCCCAGUAUCAAUUGGAGAGCGUAGAAAAGAUAGGCCAUACAUGGAAGAACCACGCCAUGUUAAAGUGCAAAAGGGAUCUGAGCCACUAGGGAUUUCCAUUGUGAGCGGAGAAAACGGUGGGAUAUUUGUGUCUAAAGUAACUGGUGGGAGCAUUGCCCAACAAGCUGGUCUUGAAUAUGGUGAUCAGUUACUGGAGUUCAAUGGAAUAAAUCUGAGAAAUGCUACAGAGCAGCAGGCUCGACUGAUCAUUGGACAGCAAUGUGACACCAUUACUAUUCUGGCUCAGUACAACCCACAUAUGUAUCAACUUGGCAAUCACUCACGAUCGAGUUCUCGCUUAGAACCGGUCAGCAAUCAUUCCACUCCUCAAGGCAGUGGAGCUGCAACCCCUGACAAUCAUUCCAUAAUUGAUACUGUGAGCGAACAGGAUGAAGGAACAAUGACACCUCCAUCCAAACAAACCACACCUACAACUAGUCCCCGGAAUUCCAUGAGGGUCACUGUGGACACAAACAAGAGGACCCCUGAACCAAGAAAUGUUGUCAUUAAAAAAUCCCAAGUGGAGCUUGGAAUCCAGAUAUGUGGUGGAAACCUGCAUGGAAUAUUUGUGUCUGAUGUAGAAGAUGACAGCCCAGCAAAAGGACCUGAUGGACUAGUCACAGGAGACAUGAUACUUGAGUAUGGAUCUGUUGAUAUGCGAAAUAAAACAGCUGAGGAAGCCUACCUUGAAAUGCUGAAGCCAGGAGAAAAUAUAAAAGUAAAGACUCAGUACAGAAUAGAAGAAUUCAACAAGAUUAAAGAGUUACCUGGAGAUGGAUUCUAUAUCAGAGCACUUUAUGAUCGGCUGGCAGAGGUGGAACAGGAUUUAAACUUUAAGAAGGAUGACAUUUUGUAUGUUGAUGAUACUCUACCACAGGGGAACUUUGGUUGCUGGAUGGCUUGGCAGCUGGAUGAGAAUGCUCAAAAGCUAGAGAGAGGACAGAUUCCCAGCAAAUAUAUGAUGGACCAGGAGUUCUAUAGGAGACACAGUAUGUCUGAGGCUAAAGAUGAAAACAGCUCCACUAAGACUUUGUCAGCAGCAGCUCGAAGAUCAUUCUUUAGAAGAAAGCAUAAACACAAACGUAGUGGUUCCAAAGAUGGAAAAGAUUUACUGGCUCUUGAUACGAUCAGUACAGACUCCAUUCCUUUCUUGGAUGAUUCUGUGAGUCUGGCUUAUCAGCGUGUACAGAAGGUGCAUUGUACCUCUCCCAGGCCCGUACUCAUUCUAGGACCAUUACCUGAUGCUGUGAAGGACAUGCUAGUCAAAGAAUCUCCUGGAAAAUUUUGCAGAUGUCCUCUUGAAGUGAUGAAAGCUUCCCAACAAGCCAUCGAACGGGGAGUGAAAGACUGUUUGUUUAUAGAUUACAAACGAAGGAGUGGACAUUUUGAUGUGACAACAGUAGCUUCAAUAAAGGAGAUAACAGAGAAGGACUGUCAUUGUCUGUUGGACAUUGCUCCUCAUGCCAUUGAACGGCUCCACAGUGUUCAUAUCUACCCUAUUGUCAUCUUCAUUCGAUACAAAAAUGCUAAGCAAAUCAAAGAGCAAAAAGACCCAAUCUUUCUGAGGGACAAAGUUACACAAAAACAUUCCAAAGAACAAUUUGAGACAGCUCAAAAAAUAGAACAGGAAUAUAGCAAGUACUUCACAGGUAUUGUCCAGGGAGGAGCCCUUUCAAGCAUUUGCACUCAGAUUAUGACAACGGUUGAUCAAGAACAAAAUAAAGUCCUGUGGAUUCCAGCUGGCCCGCUAUAGAUACUUGCCAUGAAACUCUUCUACGGAUGUAACUAACAGUUGGCAUUUCUUUUUGUCCAAUGGACACUGUCCAUUUUUAUCUCUAUAGAGAUAUAAAUGAUUGAUUUAUGAAGGGGAUUGAUACACUGAACAAAAAAACAUCCAUAAAGCGUACUCGAAGAGAGGGAUCACUUUUUCAGAAGAACUUGGAUUUUAUGGUGUGCUUUUAUACAAAACAGAAUGGGAUAUAACGUAGGUGUACUUUUUCGUAAGAGAUUAAUUUAGUUAUGCUGCGAAACAAAAACCCUUUAGAAUGACAAGUUUACAAAAACCUUUUCCAAGUAUUUGGUUGUUGAUGUUUACUUGAAUGUCUUUUUUUUUUUUUUUUUUUUUUUAAGUUUCUUUCCUUUCCCCAAAUGAGGCAUAUCUCCAAAAUGGAGUGAUGUUUUUACAUAUGAAUGAAUGGUUGUGGGCAGUGUGAUUCUACCUUGCAAUUCUGACCAUUUCCAAGCACACUGACAUGACUACCGGAUAAUCACAUGGGUUUUGUGAACGGUACAUUUUGGGAGUGAGCUCAGAAGGGAGUGCACUCCUCUACAGGGCAGACCACUGUUGAUAAAAUACAAACGCUUGUCUGUCAAAGAUACUGUUUUUCGUUUUUAAGCAUGGAUCGAAUAUUUGAACAUCAUAAUAUAUCUGAUCAAUCUAAACUUAAUGUGUGUUGAGAAGUAAUUUUUGGUUGUUGGGCCUGGAUUAAAUAGAGAUGGGGAGAGUCAAUAGCUAGGCCUAGCAUAUGGUGUUUGUCACUUUCAGAGACUGUAAAUAUUGAAAGCUUAUGUUGGUGCAAUUUUGCAGGGUAAUUCUUAAGCAUUGUACUUCAGUGUGUAGCAUUCACAUAGAUUUUUAUUUAAUAUAAGAACAGUCACAGUUUUAGGGCUUUGAUUAAAAGCCUUUAGGGAGGUACCAUAAUUGUUAGUGUUGUCACUGUCAACAAAUAAGCAAUCGUUUACUUUUGGUUACAAGAAUUAUGUACCCAUUGUACCAAAUUCCAUUGUAUCAGUUCCUUUCUUGUUUUUGCACUUCUGAGUCUGUGUUCCUAACUCAAAAUUUGUUUUUAUCUCUCUUUAACUGUAUGUCAUGUUUGUAGAUACUGUACUUCAGCUGUUCUUUUGAAGUAGAACUGUUUCUCAGUGACUGUUCCUAACAUUUCAUUAUGUAGCAAGAAGUAUUUUGUAGUUUUACCCAACAUUGUGUAGUUUUGCUUUUAUUUUCAGUUUUUUAAUUAAAAAAGGGAUUCUUCUUGUACAGUUCUUCAAAGAAAAAUUUGGUCCUAAAAUUUAACUUCUGUUUUCCAGAUACUGUUUUAUAGUUCAAAAUACUUUUAAAAAAAUAAAUAUAGGAAAUGUAUUGAUGAAUUACUGGUAAAAAUACUUUACAUGUUGAGGGACAGCAGUUAUAUUUUUUUUAAGUUGAGAUCAGAGUUGGACUCCAGUGGUACAAUUGAAACGGACAGGUACAGUUCUGACUUGGAUUUUCUGUACUAAAAAUAAAAAUGUCACUUUGUAUUAAA